AUGCCAUCCUGCGGUGCAUGCCCAGACGGCUCCAGCAUUGCAAUCACCUCCACUGAGCCUAAUUGCCCUCUUUGCACCUGUCUACCCACCUCGACUGCCGUUCCUCCUCCCGGGUCAUCUUGCCCUACACCUUCGUGCGGAGAUUGCCAACCUCCCAAGACGGCUACUCUAACCAUGAUUGGGACAAAAUGCCCUUCGUGCACCUGUGUGGUACCAUCAAACACCUCUGCACCUGUGUCGUGUCCUACGCCUAGCUGUGCGGGGUGUGCUACAGGAUCGACAGUAGCGAUUACGACUCCGGCGGGCAAGUGUCCGAAGUGCACUUGCUUGCCCACAGGUACCGGAACGGCACUGAGGAGCACUACCACUCCUCCUCCCCUGUCCGAUGUGGACGAGGAUGCGGAUGCGGAGGAUGUGGAGAACCUUGGCCAGACCGGUGGAACGCUGGAGAAUGGCCUGCGACAUGCCAGGCCAACGGAGAUGUUUCACGAUGUGCUCCCUGCCCCAUCUUCACUUGCGCACAAUGCCCUACCGGAUCGACCCAUGCAUUCACAAGCAUUGGAACUCAGUGUCCUCAAUCAUGCCCUAGCGGCUUUGGUCAGGCCAUCACCUCGACUGGAAGCGGGUGUCCAUUCUGCACCUGCACCCCAUCCGCUCCCGGCAUCAGUACACCUCCCGUCCCAGCCCCGUGCCCGACCUUUACCUGCCCAGGGUGCCCUGUUGGUUCCAAGCCAGGGUUGA
Molecule: messenger RNA, 741 nt
Organism: Coprinopsis cinerea okayama7#130
Lineage: Eukaryota; Fungi; Basidiomycota; Agaricomycetes; Agaricales; Psathyrellaceae
Exons: 4
Coding region: 1-741 (246 amino acids)
Source: RefSeq, a predicted model, not a curated record